GCGACAGGCCCGGACAUGUCUGACCCGCGCGGUCCGGGAACCGCGGCUGGGCCAGGUGGACACCCGGGAAAGCGAGGGCGAGGUGUGGGGCAGAAUCGGGGGUUGGCGACGUACAGCGUCUUGACAAACGGGGUCAGGCAGUGUUACUGCGCCCCAGAGAGACCGUGGUCGUCGAUGCCUGGAGUUACUGUAAAAGACGUGAACCAGCAGGAGUUCGUCAGAGCUCUGGCAGCUUUCCUCAAAAAGUCCGGGAAGCUGAAAGUCCCUGAAUGGGUGGACACCGUCAAGCUGGCCAAGCAUAAAGAACUUGCUCCCUACGAUGAGAACUGGUUCUACACACGAGCUGCUUCCACAGCACGGCACCUGUACCUCCGGGGUGGCGCUGGGGUUGGCUCCAUGACCAAAAUCUACGGGGGUCGUCAAAGGAACGGUGUCAUGCCCAGCCACUUCAGCAGAGGCUCCAAGAGCGUGGCCCGGCGGGUCCUCCAAGCCCUGGAGGGGCUGAAGAUGGUGGAAAAGGACCAAGAUGGGGGCCGCAAACUGACGCCUCAGGGUCAGAGAGAUCUGGACAGGAUUGCUGGACAGGUGGCAGCUGCCAACAAGAAGCAUUAGAACAAAUGAUGCUGGGUUAAUAAAUUGCCUCGUUCAUAACCCCA
Molecule: messenger RNA, 656 nt
Organism: Budorcas taxicolor (takin)
Lineage: Eukaryota; Metazoa; Chordata; Mammalia; Artiodactyla; Bovidae
Gene: RPS19
Product: ribosomal protein S19
Exons: 6
Coding region: 16-612 (198 amino acids)
Biological process (GO): translation; ribosomal small subunit assembly
Cellular component (GO): cytosolic small ribosomal subunit; ribosome
Molecular function (GO): RNA binding; structural constituent of ribosome
Source: RefSeq, a predicted model, not a curated record